UUCGCUUAGAACGAACUGUGCCUGACUUUACUUGCAUCUAGCGCCACUCGGUGUAUGAUGUCUCCGUGGUGGCAGCAACAGCGGUCAGAAGUUUCACGGGUUUCUCAAUAAUGCAGCUGGCAUCUCACACUCACAACCCAUGCGCCAACAACAAUAACACAAGCUAAUCCUCCGUCUCUGAGUGGUGUCUGCCUCUUUUCCAACCAUGGCGACAAAGACUCCACGUGCAGACUUUGAACAAGUCUUUCCUGCCCUGGUCAAGGAUGUCCUGGGCGAAGCCAAAAAGUUCAACUUGCCUGACAAUGCGGUACAAUGGUUUGAAAAGUCGCUCAAUGCGAAUACACCUGGUGGCAAGCUGAACAGAGGCAUGUCAGUACCAGAUACCGCAUCCCAACUCCUUGAACGAUCGCUUUCCUCCGAAGAAUUCAAAGACCUUGCCACGCUUGGGUGGCUGACCGAGCUGCUGCAGGCCUUCUUCUUGGUCAGCGAUGACAUUAUGGAUGCAAGCAUCACACGUCGGGGAGAGCCAUGUUGGUAUCGACAACCUGGGGUUGGGAUGAUCGCCAUCAACGACGCUUUCAUGCUGGAGUCUGCAAUAUACCUAAUUCUCAAGAAACACUUUCGAUCGCAUCCUGCAUACCUCGAUCUGAUGGAAUUGUUUCAUGAAAUUACCUGGCAAACUGAGCUUGGCCAACUCUGCGACUUGAUCACAGCCCCUGAGGACCAUGUCGAUUUGAAUAACUUCAGCAUGCAAAAAUACACCUUCAUCGUGAUUUACAAGACAGCAUAUUACUCCUUCUACUUGCCUGUCGCUCUUGCACUACACUACCUUCGGUUGGCGACUCCGCAAAACCUGAAGCAAGCACAUGACAUCCUCAUCCCUCUCGGAGAGUACUUCCAGAUACAGGACGACUAUCUCGAUGCAUUUGGGGAUCCUGCCGUGAUUGGAAAGAUUGGAACAGAUAUCAAAGAUAACAAGUGUGGGUGGUUGGUCAACCAAGCGCUCUUGAUAUGCACGCCUGCGCAGAGGCAAGUGUUGAACGAAAACUAUGGUCAGAAGGACGACGCAACGGAGGCAAAGGUCAAGGAACUGUACAAUGAAUUGGAACUGGAAAAAAGAUACCACGACUAUGAGGAGAAGCGUGUUGGCGAGAUUCGACAAAUGAUUGCGGCACUUGAUGAAAGCGAGGGGUUGAGGAAAGGCGUCUUCGAGGUAUUUUUGGCCAAAAUCUACAAGCGGAGCAAGUAGAACAUGAGAACCUUGAUUCAUGUCGUCCGUUUUGCAUGAAGCAACACAGUCUCAGAGUCGUUAGCAGAACCUCGUGUGUGCAUCCAAGCUCAGCAACGAAACACGUCGAGCCGGCUUC
Molecule: messenger RNA, 1367 nt
Organism: Exophiala viscosa
Lineage: Eukaryota; Fungi; Ascomycota; Eurotiomycetes; Chaetothyriales; Herpotrichiellaceae
Product: farnesyl pyrophosphate synthase
Exons: 2
Coding region: 206-1249 (347 amino acids)
Biological process (GO): trans, trans-farnesyl diphosphate biosynthetic process
Cellular component (GO): cytoplasm
Molecular function (GO): dimethylallyltranstransferase activity; (2E,6E)-farnesyl diphosphate synthase activity
Source: RefSeq, a predicted model, not a curated record